Betta splendens (Siamese fighting fish) is the source of this 2178-nucleotide messenger RNA. It is a transcript of the gene tcof1, whose product is annotated as treacle ribosome biogenesis factor 1. The record is from RefSeq and is a predicted model, not a curated record. The transcript is spliced from 7 exons. Lineage: Eukaryota; Metazoa; Chordata; Actinopteri; Anabantiformes; Osphronemidae. Gene Ontology annotation, molecular function: protein binding. Bases 241 to 2151 code for a protein of 636 amino acids.
AUUAUGCAUUUUGCUCAUUUACGCAAUGCUUCCUUCGUGGCUGCUAAGCGGAACUCUACCUCCCAUCGUGCAUUGCGGAGGGACACAGAACUACAUCCUGAGUUCAAAGGUUAACUUUCCAACAUGCGUGUUGUAGUUGACUUCCUGCCGCUCUGAAGACCAUGUGUACACACUGAAUAUGAAAAUACUUUCGUUCGUUACUGUUGUGUGUUUGUUUAUCCGCUUCUUCGUGUGCCGGAAAUGUCUGCGAGCGCUUCAGAGCACGAGCUGAUCCAGCUGAUCCACGGCCAUUUGAAGGAGCAUGGGUUCCAGUCGGCGGCAGAGGAGCUCCGGAGGCUCAGCCCACAGGGGGAGUCUAAAAUAUCAACAUCACUAUUAGAAAUCUACAAUUCCUGGUUAAAAGACUCUAAAAAGAAACGACGGUCUGACUCCGUUAAACACUCCAGCUCCAAAUCAGAGCAAAAAGCAACAGCUUCAAAAGCUUCUCCUGCUGGCAAACUGAAGAAAAAGAAGGAUAAACCUGUAAAAAAAACAAAAACACAAAAAAAGUCUGUACAAGCAAAGAAGAAAUCUGCCAAAAAUGUCAUCAAGGCAAAGAAAUCCCCAAAGAAAGCUGCAGCAACUUCUGGUGGGGAUGAUUCAGACUCUGACAGUAGUCUGGAUGUGGAGAAAUGGAAGAAACGUGUCUUAGAGAUGACAGACGAUGACAUAACCAAGAUGGAAAUUAUCAAUGCUCUAGACUUGUCUGCACCACAGCCCCAGAAAAAGAGAGUGAGAAAGCCACGAGCUAAGCCUCCUGGAGGGACUGAUGGACAAAACAAAAAGGGAGCUGUGACAAGGACACCUGCAAAGAUUAUUACACCCAAGAAGAGCAGUCCAAAAAAGGCUGUGAGCUUGUCUGCCUCUCAGAGCCAGGAGAACGAUGUCACCACUGUGGAAGACACGCCAGCUACACCUACGCCUGCUGUGUCACCUUUGAAACACACAGGAGCCAAAGAGAAAAAGAAGUCUGUGACUCCCAGCAAAGAAAACGCUGAUGAGACAACAUCCGAGCCCAAGAAGAAGCACAAGAAGAAAGCUAGUGAGGACAAAGCUUCUGAGGAUGGUGCAGAUGGAAAAGAAAAAGACACUGAAGACAAGAAGGAAAAUAUAGAUGUCUCAGAACAAGGGUUAAGUGAUAAACCUCUGAAAGAGAAGAAGACAAAGAAAAACAGCAGUAAGAGCGAGACAGGAGAAGAAAUGAUGGAGCAAAACAGCCAUGGAAGUGCUGAGAAUGAGCUGCCAGAGCCAACAGCAAGUGGAAAGGAAGCACAGAAGAAGAAACAGGGGGAAAUUAAUAGUCAGGGAAGUUCUGAGGAGGUAGUUGAAGAAAUAAAAGUAAAGAAGAAGAAAAAAAAGAAGGCUGAAAAAACAGAAAAUCCAGAAGACAAUGUUAUAGAAGAGCAAGAAAAUUCAGAGCAAGUGACAGAAGGUGAAGACAAACAAAACACUGAGCAGAUAACUGAAAAGAAACCAAAGAAAAAGAAGAAGAAAGCUGAUAAUGAGGAAAUGUCAGAACAAAGUAAAGAAGAAAGUGUUGCAGAAAAAAAGGCAAAGAAGAAGAGAGUUGAUAGUGAGGAAACACCUAAACAUGUUGAAGUGGAGAAAGAAACGAAUGAAGAAGAGCGGAUGGAGAGAGUUGAUGAUGUGUCUAAUAAUAAAGUGGAAGAGGAGACAGGAAAAAAUACUGCAGAAAAGAAAGCAAAGAAGAAGAAGAGAGCUGAACCUGAAGAACACGUUGAGGAGGAGGCAGAAAAUAAAAUAAAGAAGAAACGGGAGAAAAGGAAUCACGAUGAGAAGCAUUCAGAACUGGUAGUUGAAGAAAAGAAAAGAAAGAAAAACAAAGAGAAAGUUGAACAUAAUGGGGAAAUAUCAGAUCGGCCCGUUGAAGAGAAGGAAAUCACACAAAGACCAGAGAACAGUGACAUAGAGGAGAACCCUGACCAAAACAAUAAGGUGAAAAAGAAAAGGAAGAAGGACCUGAAUUCAGCCGAUGCAGAGCCAACACUACCAGCCACCCCUGAGACUCUAGAUCCUCCAACAGAGAAGAAGAAAAAGAAAAUCAAGUUGAAAUCAGUGAAGGACCUGCAGUGUUUGACCCAUACACCUUAGUGUAUCACCAAGUGGAAAAAAAGCAAG